This is a messenger RNA of Paramecium tetraurelia, 1113 nucleotides long. RefSeq lists its product as uncharacterized. The transcript is spliced from 4 exons. Lineage: Eukaryota; Ciliophora; Oligohymenophorea; Peniculida; Parameciidae. Gene Ontology annotation, molecular function: protein binding. The record is from RefSeq and is a predicted model, not a curated record.
AUGUUAUAAAAGGCUUAUAAAAAGAGCCUUGUAGAUUAAUAAACACCUUAAUUUAUAAAAAUGUCAACGACUUUCUAAAAUCUUAGAAAAUAAUCCUUUCAAAUACAGAUGACGGUGUGCACUUUACUAAAGGAAAGGGGAAAUAAAUUUUAUUAAAUGAAUGAUAUUUAAACUGCUUGCCAAAUUUAUGAGGAGCUAUAUUAAUUUUUGGAGUUCAGGGAAUUCAAAAAUAACACUCAAUAUUUGGUACAAUAUAACGGGAAAUCUCCAGAAGAAAUGAUUCUACUUAAUAGUAAGACAAUAUCCAUUAUACUAGAACUCAAAAUAGCCAUUUUGAAUAAUAUAUCAGCCACGUAUCUCAAACUUUAAUUGUAUUAGUAAACCGUAGAAAUCACAACCUAUGUAUUAAAUCAUGAUCCGAAUUCUCCAAAAGCUUUAUUCAGAAGAGGAAAAGCUCUAUUAUCACUUUCUCCUCUGACUAACGAAAAUCUUUUUGCCUCAAUCGAAGAUCUUCAAAAAGCUUAAUAAAUUUAAACAGAUCAAUUAAUUCUCAGCACAUAUUAAUAAGCAAUAGAAAUUAUGAAUAAAAGGCAAUUAAAUCAGAUAAAUUUAAUUGAAAAUGCUAAUUUGACUUAUGAAAUUGAUUAUUCUAAGGAAAUCCCAUAAGAAAUUAAUGAAGUUAAGUAAUUUACAGAGAAAAAAGGAAUUGAAAUGCUAAAAGAUUUAUAGAAGUAAGGAAAGAUAAAAGAAGCAAAUGAAUUUUUAUAAGAGUUGAAUCAAAUUUAAGAAGCAAAGAAGUAACUAGAAAAAAUAAGCAGACUCAACUUUGAUAAACCAAAACCGUAUCUUAAUGAAAUGAUUAAAAGAUUGGGUGUAAACUCAAUUUAACUUUAAUAAGAAUUUAAGAAAAUAUAAUAUCAAAAUCUCUAAGAUAUUAGAAACAAAUUGAAGUAAUGGAAUUACUGUUAUUCAAAAGAUCUUAAUAUCAAUAAUUAAGGAUUAUAGGGAGAAUAAUAAGAGUAUCCUUCAGAAAAUUAAACUUAAAAUAUCUUAUUGAUUUUAGGAGGACUUUUGAUAUUUAUUUUAAUUGGUGUUUUUGCAGCUGGAACAUGA